Messenger RNA from Seriola aureovittata, 3880 nucleotides. It is a transcript of the gene nrbp1, whose product is annotated as nuclear receptor binding protein 1. Gene Ontology annotation, biological process: intracellular signal transduction; endoplasmic reticulum to Golgi vesicle-mediated transport; protein phosphorylation. The record is from RefSeq and is a predicted model, not a curated record. Gene Ontology annotation, molecular function: ATP binding; protein kinase activity. The transcript has 18 exons. Gene Ontology annotation, cellular component: endomembrane system; cytoplasm. Lineage: Eukaryota; Metazoa; Chordata; Actinopteri; Carangiformes; Carangidae. The coding region runs from base 614 to 2218 and encodes 534 amino acids.
AGUGUGCAUCUGUAAGUUGUCGCCAUCAUAUGUGGCUACAUGUUAACCUAGCUCCCAAGUCAGUCAGCCGUUGUGUCCGCGGAUAUAAAGUGAUUGGCAUCAUUAAGCUCUCUUUGUGUCUCCAGUCGAGUUUCUGUGAGCUGAAGUUAUGUUAUUCAUCAGUAAACGUGUUUAGGAUGUUGCUGUUUUGUGGAGUUUACUCACAUUAACGGAGCUGGAGUCUUGAGAAGCAGCAAGGGGCGGUGGGCUGCUAAAACUGUCGCUACCUAACAGCGAACCAGCUAGUUGGUUAGCUGGCCAGCAGGUAAACCUCAGGAGACAUUUAAAGUGAAUAAAACCACGGUUCAUUGUGAGUCGUCAUCGUUAGUUAAAUGGUCGCCGGUGGUUUCCGCCGUUGUCCCGUGUUGUGAAGUUAGUAACGUACCGUAGCCAAGGAGCUAGCAGCGUCACAGAGCUAGCUGCGACUCCGCUGAGAAACCGAGAAGAUUUACAGCCAGCGGAGAUAAAUAACCAGCUGAGAUCGGGCUGCCACGGUGGAAGUCUGUUAAACUGGAGCUGGCAUCGUCACAUUUCCUGUCCUAUCACCAGGCUGUUGGGCCUGACAACUGAGAGGAUGUCUGAGGGAGAGAACAAACAGGCCCCGGACAUCGUCCAGGAGGGGAAGCCUGAGUCGAUGGCACCUGCACCCACGGGUCAAGGAGUGUCAUCGGUGUCUCCUCCUGUGUCCAUGGUGACCCAGCCUCCAGCCACUGCUGCCACAGAGGAUGAGGAAGAGGAGAGCGAGGAUGAGUCAGAGAUUUUGGAGGAAAGCCCGUGUGGACGUUGGCAGAAGCGCAGAGAAGAGGUGAAUCAGCGCAAUGUCCCUGGGAUCGAUAAUGCUUACUUGGCCAUGGACACUGAGGAAGGAGUUGAGGUGGUGUGGAAUGAGGUCAUGUUCUCAGAAAGGAAGAAUUUCAAACUACAAGAGGAAAAAGUCAAAGCAGUGUUCGAUAAUUUGAUCCAGCUGGAGCACUUGAACAUUGUGAAGUUCCACAAAUAUUGGACGGAUGUUAAAGAGAACAGAGUGAGGGUCAUUUUCAUCACUGAAUACAUGUCUUCAGGAAGUCUCAAGCAGUUCUUGAAAAAGACAAAGAAAAAUCACAAGACCAUGAAUGAGAAGGCCUGGAAGCGCUGGUGCACACAGAUUCUGUCUGCUCUGAGUUACCUGCACUCCUGUGAACCUCCCAUCAUCCAUGGCAACCUGACCUGUGACACCAUCUUCAUUCAGCACAAUGGCCUCAUCAAGAUCGGCUCAGUUGCCCCAGAUACCAUUAACAACCAUGUGAAAACCUGUCGGGAAGAGCAGAAAAGCCUUCACUUUUUUGCUCCAGAAUAUGGAGCUGUUGCCAAUGUUACCACAGCCGUGGAUAUCUAUUCCUUUGGAAUGUGCGCCUUAGAGAUGGCUGUGUUGGAAAUCCAGAGUAAUGGAGAUUCGUCUUAUGUGUCCCAAGAAGCCAUAAACAGUGCCAUUCAGUCCCUAGAGGACCCGUUGCAACGGGAAUUUAUCCAAAAGUGUCUGGAGGUAGAUCCCAGUAAGCGACCCACAGCUAAGGAGCUGUUGUUUCACCAGGCCUUGUUUGAGGUGCCCUUACUGAAGCUGCUGGCUGCGCACUGCAUCGUCAGCCACCAGCAUAUGAUUCCAGAAAAUGCUUUAGAGGAAAUGACAAAGAACAUGGAUCCUAACUUGGUGAUUGUUGAGGCCAAGGAUGGAGUUCAGAUGAAACUCUCUCAGUUCCCUGCCCUUGAACUGGACAAGUUUCUGGAAGAUGUAAGGAAUGGGAUCUAUCCCCUGACUGCAUUCGGGAUUCCAUGUCCACAACAGCCUCAGCAGGAGGCGGUGAAGUCACCCAUAGUGCCCCCCUCAGUCAAAACCCCCACCCCUGAACCUGCAGAGCUCGAGACCAGGAAGGUCCUUCAGAUGCAGUGUAAUAUUGAGCCUGUUGAUGAGGGCGCCAAGCAUCAUCUGACCUUGCUGUUGAAACUUGAGGAUAAAUUGAACAGGCACUUGAGCUGUGAUUUGUUACCAAAUGAGAACGUACAGGAGCUGGCUGUGGAGCUUGUUCAGCUGGGAUUUAUCAGUGAGGGUGAUCAGCCACGACUUGCAUCUGUUCUUGAAGAGGCCUUCUCCAAGUUCUACAGCCGGAAUGGUUCUCUCAAUCCGGUGACCGUUUCCUCGUAGCAGAGGACUUGUCAGGCCUUCUUUCAGCCCUCCUCGUCCUCUACAACAGGACUAGCUUUUUGCUUCACCUCUGAGUUGCAGGAAAGCUUUGCGAGGACAGGGGAGGAAGCCUUGGUCUGAUUGCAGAUCCUGAAGCCUGUCCUUGUAUCUUCUGGUGGGAAAAGCUGCCACUAAGUGGUUGUUGGCUUUCUAUCUUUUUUUUUUUCUUUUUUUUUUUCCCUCCCACCCAAUACAGCCAUCUGCUUCUCUUUUAAAAGAGGAAAUCCUAGUUGCAACUUAAAGGAAAAUACAAAUGUUUCCACUUUUUGGCUUAUUUCUUCCAGUUGUAAGUGGAGGUAAGCAAAAUAAAACUGGAUAACAGCAGUAUUUUCCUUAAGUCAGUAUUAAAAGUGUAUUUUAAACAUUUUUACGUAAAAUUGUUUGAUAGUUGUCUGUAUGAAAAAAAAAUCUUUGUCCCGGCAUACUGAAGUGUAUGUAUUAUGGUGUUGUAAGGUUAAGUCUGGUUGUGUGGUCCUUUUAAAUUUUCUCUUGAGCAGUGAGUGAGGCAUCUUCCUACCUUGUAUCAGUUUUUGAAGACUCUCAAAUGCAUUGAGCUCGUAAUACAACAGAUGCAACGUCACUUCAAAAUUCUGUAAUUAUAUCAACAUAGUCAUGAAACACGCAGCUGCAACACAAUCUGAAGAGCUACCGAUAAAAUAUUAAAAAUCUAACUAUUUAUUUGUGUAUCUUUUCUUGAGUGUGUACUGUACUUCACUUCCAGCACUAAGGCCGGUGGUUGUUUGAAUGUAUACUUUUACUUGCUCUCCUUCUCCUCGCUCUCUUCUUUAAACCAUGCUGUUAUUUUCUAUGAAAAGGGGUGUCGACUGUGGUCCAACUAUUGCUAGCUUCUGUUUUCAAGUAGCCCAUCGCAGCACUUACCGAUUAGGGCUUGGUCAAUAAGUUGUCUUUAGGUGGCACUUUACAACGUAGAGGUUGGUUUAGAUCAAUGUGAAGAUGCUUUGGCAUUUGAGCACACGGUUUGACGGGUGUUUGUUAACAGGUUUGGUGAUUGCAUGUGUGCUUUUCUAUGUCUAAAUGGAAACUGAUGCAUGCAACAAGCUUGCUUCUGGAGUUGUUUCAGUUUUUAUUUUUUAAAUCAAUGGCGAUAGAUUCAAGUAAUUUAUCAUGCAAAUAGUGUUUUGUCAGCUUAAGCCCGUCAACAUUUAGAUUUCGUCUCUGAAGCAUUUGUUUUCCUUCAUGGCUGAGGCAUUGUGUGACACCAUAGCUAAAAAUGUGCCCUCGCCACUUAGAAAUUCAGUUAUUGCCUCUGACCAAUCUUAUCUGUUAAAUGUUUGAGGAUCUCUCUGCUGGUUUGCACUACUGUACACUUUUACAUCCUGUUGGAAAUGUCCUGUGGCCUCUGGCUUCUUCACACCAACAGGAGGAAGAUAGAUGAUUGGAAAUGGCGUCAUUAAAACUGAAGUCAGUGAUCAAGUCUUGCCUACUCUAUGCUAUGACUACCUUCUGUUAGGGUCUGUAGAUACUGCGCGAUACAAGUGUGGAACUGCCUGGCAUGCUUGUAACCGUCUUGUACACUGUAUGCUGGACACUGGUCUGUUUCUGCUACGCAUUUACCCCCUUUUUUCACCUCCUGAAAUAAAAAAUUACACUAUCAGCACUUAA